Rhinichthys klamathensis goyatoka is the source of this 2046-nucleotide messenger RNA. It is a transcript of the gene cideb, whose product is annotated as cell death inducing DFFA like effector b. Lineage: Eukaryota; Metazoa; Chordata; Actinopteri; Cypriniformes; Leuciscidae. The record is from RefSeq and is a predicted model, not a curated record. Gene Ontology annotation, biological process: apoptotic process; regulation of apoptotic process. The transcript has 5 exons. The coding region runs from base 116 to 742 and encodes 208 amino acids.
UAUUCAGCCCUAGCUGUGACUCAGUAUGACCAGUUUACUUCAAACAGUGAGGCAGAAGGGACUGUACACAACCGAAAUUGAGUGAAUAGACCGAGGACCUCGACCACAGAGCAUAAUGGAAACAACGUCCUCCCUGUUCAGGUCAGUGUCUCGGCGGGUUUGGUCGCCCCCUCAGCGUCCGUUCAGAGUGUGUUCCUGGAACAGAGAGGUCAAAAAAGGACUCACUGCAGGAACCAUAGAGGAGCUCCAAGAGAAGGCAGCUCAGGCUCUCUUGGUAUCGUCUGAGCUGACAUUGGUGUGUGAGGAAGAUGGGACAGAGGUUGACUCCGAUGACUUCCUCAUAGCCCUGCCGGACAACACCGUUUUCAUGGCCCUGAACCCUGGAGAGAUCUGGAAACCUCAUCCUUUACUUCAAAGAGGUAGCAACAAACCAGGUGAUAAUAAGCCAAGGACAGGAAAAGACAUCGCUCAGAUCACCUUUGACCUUUACCGUACGCACCCCAAAGAUGUAUUCGGCUCACUGAAUGUGAAAGCCACAUUCCAAGGGCUCUACUCUGUCAGUGCAGAUUUUCAAUGCUUGGGACCAAAAAAAGUCCUGAGGGAGGCGCUCAGAGUCAUGUCCAGUCUCCUCCAUGCUGCUGGACACUUGCUGAUCUCAUCGGCUUCUGUAAUUCGCCGUAUAAUCCAAGGGGCGGAUCUUCUUCAAGCCCAACGUACCCAGCCUAUCGAGUAUUGGAAUUAACUGGAGAAAUCUAUAUUUUAAGACUUGAAUCCGAUAUCACUAAGAAUGUAACUGAGGGAGAGACAUUGAGGUGUUUCCUAGAUUUAUAUGGUAACAUUAAUGUUCAAUUUAACAUUAAUGCAUUAGGUAACAUGAAUGAACAACAAUUUUACAACAUUUAUUAAUCUAGGUAAAUGUUCUUUUCUACUAGGGUUCAAAAGUUUGGGGUUGGUUAUAUUUUUAAAAUGUUUUUGAUAGAAAUCUCUUAUGCUUACCAAGACUGGAUUUAUUUGAUCAAAACACACUAAAACAUUAAUAUUUUAAAAUAUUAUUACAAUUUAAAGUUACUUUUUUAUUUUAAUAUAUUUUAAAAUGUUACUUAUUCAUGUGAUGGCAGAGCUGAAUUUUCAGCAUCAUUACCGUCUUCAGUGUCACAUGAUCCUUCAGAAAUCAUUCUAAUAUGCUGAUUCGCUGCUCAACUAACACUUAAUAUUAUUGUUCCAACUUAUGUUGGAAAAAGUUGUACUGGUUAACAUUUUUGUGGAAAUCAUGAUUCAUUUUUCCAGGAUUCUUUGAUGAAUAGAAAUUUCAAAAGAUCAGCAUUUAUUUGAAAUGUUUAAAUUGAAUAGCAAAAUAUGCUAAUACAUUAGUACUAUAUUAUAUGCGGUUUAUUUAUAAAUUAACAUUCACCUAGAUUAAUAAAUGCUGAUUUUUUAUUUUUUAUCAUUGUUAGAUGAUACUAAUGCAUUAACUAAUGUUAAUGAACUUUUUUUGUAAAUUGUAAAGUUACCAUUUAUACCUUGCUGGUUUUAUGGACAAUUCAUGGAAAAAGUUGCUCCAGGAAAAUACUUAGGUUUCUAUGAAAACCUAAGUUUCUAUGCCUUUUAGGAGUCAUUUUAUAUUUUUAGUCUAGGACUACCCAGUGUUACUUAUUCUGUGUGUUUGACUCUCUUUAUACAUGUUCAUUUCAAUUGUACUAUUCAAUAUGUUUACAUGAUAGACCACUGUAUUAUAAUUUUAUCUUCUCCAUUUGAUACACUGAAAAAAAGUGACCAAUUGACUUAAAAAGGUGAGGAAACCCGUUGGCUUAAAACGAUUAAGUAAAUAAACUUAACUUAAUUUUCUCAAAUAGGCAUGAAGUUCAUUACUUGAUAAUUUUAUGGCAGCGGGUUUCCUCACUUUUUUUAAAGAUAAGUCAACUGAUCACCUUUUACAGUAUAGUCGCUUUGGAUAGAAGUGUCAGCUAAAUGAAUAAAUGUAAAAAUGUAAAUACAAAAUUGUUGUAAUGGUGAAUGUUUAGAAAAUAAACAUGUUUUUAAGAUCAA